Phlebotomus papatasi is the source of this 6584-nucleotide messenger RNA. RefSeq names its product transmembrane protein 47. Gene Ontology annotation, cellular component: cell-cell junction; membrane. The coding region runs from base 166 to 963 and encodes 265 amino acids. Gene Ontology annotation, biological process: cell-cell adhesion. NCBI's taxonomy places the organism in Eukaryota, Metazoa, Arthropoda, Insecta, Diptera, Psychodidae. The record is from RefSeq and is a predicted model, not a curated record. The transcript has 5 exons.
GUGGUGGAGAUCGGAAGUUAUGAAGUGUUGAAACGAGUGAAAGUUUUUUUUUAUUGUUUGUGGUCCGAGAAAAAGGUGGAAGAAGCCCCCAAAAAGGCAGAAAAGUGGGUGAAAAGUGUGGUCAGAGGAUAGUUUGAGAAGCCAAGGAGAGCCACAGGACAGAGAAUGUCGAAUAUUUACAAUAGCACCAAAGAUAGCAAACGAAGUAUCCUACAAUUGCACAAUCAGCCUCUAAGUGGUUUCAGCUCCUUCGAAGGUGACGAAGAUUUGGGCGAUUUCAGUGAAUUUGAUAGUGAAUCAGUGACAUUGGACUACUUUAAAGAGAGCUCCCGGAGACCGUCCGCCUCAAAAAUGGCUCCAACAACAACGAUAGAGACUGUUACCAUAACACGCCCGUUGAAGGUGAUUGCAUUCAUCUGCGGCGUGAUUGUUAUAAUUCUGAUGAUCAUGGCUCUGGCAUCCACCGACUGGUUAAUGGCUGAGGGUUGGCGUCAGGGGUUAUUUGUGCACUGUAUCGAGGAGGAUGUUGUGCCACCACUUCCGUUCAAUCUUCAGGAUCCACCAGGAUGCUAUCCGAGCCGCGAUGCUGCUUACAUCAAAGCUACAGCAGCACUGUGCAUCAUUACACUAAUCACAGAUGCAAUCGCCACACUUCUUACUGGGCUGGGGCUCAGGACACAGGAUCACAACAUGAAAUACAAGUUCUACCGAAUUGCCGUGCUCGUUAUGCUCGUAGCAUUGAUCUCCAUCCUGAUCGCCUUGAUUUUGUAUCCAGUCUGCUUUGCGGCCGAAUUGAACUUGGGUAAUCGUCCAAUAUGGGAAUUUGGGUGGGCGUAUGGUGUUGGCUGGGGUGCUGCCAUUUUCUUAUUUGGAGCCGUUGUCCUCCUACUGUGCGACAAGGAAUCUGAAGAAAUCUACUACAAAGAACGGAAAAUCGUUCACGAAUCUCAGAUGCGAGCCUAGGCCAGGCCGCACGCCCUGCCGGAUGUCGUUCUCUAGACAUGUUUUAAGCUACAUCAGAAGCAUCAUCAAGAGAAAAAAAGGAAUCAUACAACUCUUUUUUUAAUCGUUUGAUUUGAAUAUGAUUUUUUUUUAGGUUUUUGAUUUAUACAUCAGAUUUUUCAUUUUGGUGUUUGAUUUUUUAUAUAUACCAUAUAUCAUGCUUCAUUUCGAAAAGGUAAGACAAAAAAAUUGAAAAUAACGCAAUCAUCCUUUGAAAAAAAAAUCACUUUCAUUUUCAUGAUCGAUAAAACAUUUAUUAAAAAAAAGGAUUCAAAAGAAAAACCAUGAAAAGAAUUCACGAAAAUAUUGAAGAUAUAGAUAUUCAGUGUCACGAUUAAAAUAGAUGUUAUAAUUGUACUGAAAAAAAAUGGGUGUUUAAUGCCGAAUGUUUUAAAUGAAAAAGAAAAUGUAGAGGCAAGUUUGAGACAAAGUGAGAAAUAUCAUCCAAAAUAUCCCUUAUUUUUAAAUUUCCUAUUUUUUGUUAAUAAUUGUAUAGUGGAAAGAAAAGAAGUAUAACAUGAUUAUUUUAAGAUUUAACAGAUACAAAUUUAAUUUUAGCACUCCUGCAUUAAACUAAAUAGGACUAUCAGCUGAAUGUGAAAAUCCCCAGAAAAGAAAUGGACAUGAAUAGAAAGAAUUGUAAAAACAAACUUUUCGAUGGAAUAUUGUGGUUUUAUGGAUAAUUUUUGUUUUUUUCAUAAUAAGAAAGAUUUAAGAAAGACCAGCAUACAGUAUGAAUUUAAAGCCCUUUUUCAAGUGUUUUGGAAAAAAAAGAAAUACUGAGAUAAUUACGUGUGAAAAACUUACGAUAAAUUUGAAAAAAAAUUUUCUCUAAAUUUUUGUUUUAACAUGUAAUACUUUCUCUUCUCCAAUUGAAUUAAGCUCGAGUAUUGUCUUUUUAAUCCUAAUUAAUCUUCGUAAGCGAUUUUUGGGAAUUUCUAGGUGUCACUUUAGUCUCUGUAUCCCCAGAUCAAUUACAGAUUUAAAAAUUUGGAUUUAAGAGUUCGCAUUUUUAUUUGCUAAGGAUCCAUGUUUCACCCUAAUACGUAAGGUCUAGUAGUUCAGGGAAUAAACAGGUCUACUACUUACGGUUCAGUAUUGCUUCCAUUCACUCAAACAUGGGAACUGACUGGCGAUAUAAACCGAUUACGAAAACUAAUCGACGCGAUCAGCCGAUGAUGGCGACUGAUCAACAUGGUUAGCCGAUAAUGAAAACUGAUUGGAGCGAUCAGUCAAUCACGGAGAUUGAUCCGCACGAUCAACCAAUUAUGAUUAGCGCGAUCAUCCCAUCCUGGAGCCUAAUCGGCGCGAACGACCUAUGAUGGACACUAAUCAAUACGAUCAGCCGAUCAUGAAAACUGAUUGGCACGAUCAGCCAAUCAUAGACACUGAUCGAGGUCGACCAGUCGAUCAUGGAGACUAUUCGGAACGACCAGUCGAUCAUGAAAAGUAAUUAGCGCGAUAAGCUGAUGAAGGAAACUGAUCAGUACGAUCAGCCGAUCAUGAAAACUGAUUGGCACGAUCAGCCAAUCAUAGGCACUGAUCGAGGUCGACCAGCCGAUCAUGGAGACUAUUCGGAACGACCAGUCGAUCAUGAAAAGUAAUUGGCGCGAUAAGCUGAGGAAGGAAACUGAUCAGUACGAUCGGCCGAUCAUGAAAACUGAUUGGCGCGAUGAGUCGGUUAUAAACAGUGAUUGGCGCGAUAAAUCCAUCAUGGAGAUUAAUCGCAACGAACAACUUAUAAUGGAAAUUGAUCAACAAGAUCGGCCGAUCAUGAAAACACUGACGCGAUCAGCCGAUUAUGGACACUGAUCGAGGCAGAUCAGCCGAUUAUGAAGACUAAUCGGCACGAACAGCCAAUGAUGGAGACUGAUCGGUACAAUCAGCCUUUUAUAAAGACUGGUUGACUCGAUCAGUCGAUGAUGGAGACUGAUUAGCACAAUUAGCUGAUCAUGAAAACUGAUUGACGUGAUCAUCUAAUUAUGGGCCCUGUUCGAGCCCGAUCAGCCGACCAUGAAGACUAAUCGGUGCGAACAGCCUGUGAUGGCGACUGAUCGGAACGAUCGGUCAUGAAAACUGAUUCUCGCGAUCAGUCGAUGAUGGACACUGAUCGACGCCAAUCAGCCGAUCAUGUAGUUCGUUCAGUUUGCUCACAAGUAAUGGUCAUUGGACCAUACUUAUUCACUCCUUGUAAAAUCCUAGACUAGACAUAUACGGUAGAACUGUAGACCGUAUAUUCAAGUUUUGGACCAGAACAAUCUAAGAUAGACUGAAUUAAGUUAUGUUGGCUUUCAGCAACAGACUUCUGUAGAUAUUUCGUUGUUGGUUGUUAUGACUGACUCAAAAUAGAUGGAGAUAUUCGAUCAGUGAAUAAGGGACUCUUCCAACAGACAGGUCAUCACGUUCGUAGGGCAUCACUUAAUUUUUGCUAUCCUUGACAUUUUUGGUAGUUCUAAAAGUCUCAAAAUAGACUCAUGCUGAUUCUUGAGCAUACUCAGCCCGAAAAAAUUUGCAGUAAAUGAUCAGGCUAUCAUGCAAUGUAAGUUUAUUAUCAGGGAUUAGACUUUCCUUGCAAUAAAUGUCAUUUAGCUAAUAAUUUUUACAGCUAAAAUUUACGAACUAAAUAUUCCCCAGGAUCAGAACCUAAAGGGGCGUGGUUUGUAUUUGUAAAAGAGUCGUUUAGUCACCGCCCAUAAGUAUAAUUAUUGGGAAAAUAUAAUUUCCAUUCAUAUGCGAAAAGUCUUUUUUAAGGAUGAGUUUAGAAAAGUUCUAAAAAACAGGUCGUAAAUUUAUGAAGGAUUCUGAAAAAAAAUCUACUAAAUUAGGAUUAAAAAGACAAUAGUUUAAAGGCAAAUAAAUAAAUAAAUUUCUCUCUCUUGUAUUAUUGAAGAAAAAAAGCAAUUACAAAACAAAGAAACUUUCUCAAUACAAAAUUUAAAUUAAAGUAUAAAAGGUGAAUGAGCAAAGUUGUUAAAAAAAAGUUGUGGUCAAAAUUAGAUGAAAUUCAAAAUCGAAAAUGAAUAUAAACACUCUCGCACAGGAUUUGGGUAAAUUUGACGUAAAUAUAUUCGUUUGAGUUCUGUAUUUUAAUGUCUCUCAGAAAUAUGAUUUUUGUACGGAAAAUAGGAAAAAAAGGAAUACGAAAACUAUAAAAAAAAACAAAGUGAAGAAAUAGCUAAAGACAUUGCAGAGGAAAACCAGAAAUCCACCAGAGAAUAUUUGCCCUCAUUUCAUAUACCAAAGCUUUCACAUAUAUCUAGCUUUUGUAAUGAAUUUUGUGUUUCCUAUUUCAAGAGGAAAAAAAAACUUCCUUUAUUGAAUUACCUUUUAUUUGAACUCGCACCAACAUUCUUCACCAAAUUCUCCUCUCCAAAAUCAUCAGCAUGAUACAAAAGUGAGAACUUACAGUAAUUUCAUUGAAGGGUAUUUUGAAAUAAAACUUUAUCCACUUGUUUUUUUUAAUUGCUUAAUUGUUGGUUUCUUUUAAUUUCUUUCUCAUUUUAUCACUUAUUUUCUCGAACAUCACUGAGAAAGUUUGAAGGAUUUUCAGAAAGGAAGAACGUUGCAAGAGGCACGAACUUUAGAAAAAAAAGAAAGAGAAAAUACCAUCGAGAAAAAAGAAAAUAGAAAGAAAAUCUUCAGUGAGAAAAGAAAUCCAUCAAUUCACAAAAAAAGUUAUCUAGCGAAGAAAUUUUUAGAGAUAUUGAUAGAGAUAGAAAUCGAUAAAAAUUUUACCAUUAUUGACACAUUGUGAUCUAGUGAAAAACGGAGGCAGGCACGUGCGGAGUGUAAUAACAAAAAAAAAAACAAGAUUCAAGUAAAAACUAAAUAUAAUUAAUUAGAGGAGACGAGAAUUGAUAAAAAAAAACGGAGAAGAAUAUUGUCAUAUUGAAGGAAGGAAGAAUUGAAGAAAAGUGAAAACAAUAAGACAAAAUAACUUGAACAUAUUAAUUAAAAAAAAAAGAAGUUUUAAAAGGAAGGUGAGGAAAAACUUUAACUCAGUAAAAUAGUUUUUAUAAUUAUGAUAAAUUUAAAAUAUAUAUAUAUUAUAAAAAAACGUACAGCAUCUAAUUAAAAAAAUCUACACAUUUUACAAGUUGAAUUGAUAAAAAAAAAGAAUAGAGCAACUAUUGAGACUCUUUAAAAUGCAUAAAAAUCUAACGAAAUUCUUUCAUUUUUUCUGAAAGAUUGUACUGCAAUUAAUUGUAAAAUUUUGGGGUGAUAAUUCCUUAAAUUUGGUCAAGAGGUUAUAUUGGAAAUGUGAGGUUAGGUUCAUUCUAACCUAAAAAAUAGCAACGUCUUUUUCUCAUAAUAAAUUUUCUCAACAUUUUUUUGGCUUGAUAUUUUAAGUAUUUUCCUGGCGUUUUCAGAACAUUUGAAGGACAACCAAGAAGAAUGGAAUCCUGGACUAUUGUAUUCCAUUCCUAAAAUUCAAGAAACAGUUCAUAUGCGGAGAAAUUUGACUUUACCAAACAAAAAUUACAUAACUUGCCAAAUUUUUUUUUUUUUGAUAUUUUCGAGUUGCAAACCUAAUGCCAUAAAUGUAUCCUUAAAAAGAAAAAAAUAGAACAAAAGAAAAGCCAAAGAGAGGUUAAGUUGUUAAGCAUUAAAAUGGCAUAAUCUUUUUCAUUCAGAAAUUGCAAAAUUUCAAGUACAAUUUUAUUGUGAGGAAAUUUUAUUUAAUUGUAAAGCAUUUUUGGGGCUGAGAGAUUUUUUAUAGGUUAUAGCAUUUUGAGGUUAUGUUGGCAUAUAAAUAAGGCAUGCUAUGUAACCUUUAAUUUCUUUCAGACAAGUUAUAUCAGAACAUAUCCCAAUAGAACACAAAAAGGAACUUAAUUAACUCACUUUAAAUAUGCUCCAGAUUACUUUUUAUGUUAGAUUCAAAAUAACCUCACAUUUCGCAAAUAACUUUUGGAUUAAAUUUGAAAAUGAGCCGUAAAACUCUUUUUUACAAACAAUAAAAAAUGCAAUGAGUUUCACGGGAAAAUUGUUGGAAAAUUUGGGAGAAAGAAAAACAUUUCGUUUGUAGUAAACUAUAAACAAAAAUAUCUGCAAAGGAAUAAUCUUCUGCAGCCAUUCAAUCUGGAAGAACUUCACAGGUUUCCACAAUUUAUUACUAAUCCUAAAGUUUUUAAUUCAUUUCUCUCAAAUUUUCUACCUCAAUUUUCUAUUUACUUUUUGAGAAAUUAAACUAUAUCACAAAACUUUUUCACAAAAAAAAACACACACCAAAAUAUCCAAUUAAAAGUUAAUCGAGAGACGUCGUUUUACCAAGUUUUAAAUUUAUUAAUUAAAAGAAAAUCGAAAAUUUGAAGGAUAGAUGAAUCGAGACAUUUUAUAAGGAAAAAAAAAAAGCAGAAACAAGAAGUAGAAGUAGGUGCUGUAGCAUUAAAGAUAUUUUAAUCAGGAUUUUAAUUAACAUUAAGAAUGGAAAAAUGCCCAAUCCUUUCUUUUCUAUAAUAACAAACAAAAAAAAAGUCAUGAAUAAGAAACAAUCAUUCGACAUGAAGAAUUAGUGAAAACCGAAAAUUUACUUUUACCGUAUGUUACCCAAUUUUUAAUAAAGAGAAAGAAACAAUUAA